CCCCAACAGUCCUAUAUAAUGCUUGGGGCUUUUUGGAUUUUCCCAAAAUUAUAUUUUAAUUCUCUACUUCUCACUUUCUCUCCAGCUCUCUCUCUCACUUCCAAAACUUUCUCACGCAUGCAAGCACGAGAAUUUAAAUAGGCCCAUCAAUCCCUGACCAGAAAUUCGGGUUCUGCAGAUUUCGAACUGAAAAACCCAUCAAAGAUAUAGUAAUUUCAGCGGCUGUGUUGAUGGGGAAGGUGGCGGUGGGGGCGGCGGUGGUUUGCGCGGCGGCGGUAUGUGCGGCGGCGGCGCUGGUCGUGCGGCACCGAAUGAAGAGCUCGGGGAGGUGGGCCCGGGCGAUGGCGAUUCUGAAAGAGUUCGAGGAUAAGUGCGGGACCCCCAUUGGGAAGCUGAGGCAGGUGGCUGACGCCAUGACUGUGGAAAUGCACGCUGGCCUCGCAUCCGAGGGGGGCAGCAAGCUCAAGAUGCUCAUCAGCUACGUCGAUAACCUUCCCACUGGGGAUGAGAAAGGACUGUUUUAUGCAUUGGACCUUGGUGGGACAAACUUCCGUGUCCUGCGUGUACAGCUCGGUGGGAAAGACAAACACGUUGUUAAACAAGAAUCUGAGGAAGUUUCCAUUCCUCCGCAUUUGAUGACUGGAACUUCAGAAGGAUUAUUUGAUUUUAUUGCUGAAACAAUUGCAAAAUUUGUUGCAACUGAAGGAGAGGGUUUACAUCCUGCACCCGGUAGACAAAGGGAGCUGGGUUUUACCUUUUCGUUUCCCGUGCGGCAAACGUCAAUUGCAUCUGGGACUCUUAUUAAGUGGACAAAAGGCUUCAGUAUUGAGGACGCGGUUGAGCAAGAUGUUGUAGGAGAACUGACCAAAUCAGUGGAAAAAAUUGGACUUGAUUUGCGUGUUACAGCUUUGGUCAAUGAUACAAUUGGUACAUUAGCAGGUGGUAGGUACCACAAUCAGGAUGUCAUUGCUGCUGUGAUAUUGGGCACUGGAACGAACGCUGCUUAUGUAGAACGAGCGCAUGCCAUUCCAAAAUGGCAUGGUCUUCUACCUAAAUCAGGUGAAAUGGUUAUCAACAUGGAGUGGGGUAACUUUCGCUCGUCACACCUUCCACUUACAGAAUACGAUCAAGCACUUGAUGCUGAGAGUUUAAACCCUGGAGAACAAAUAUUCGAGAAGAUCAUUUCUGGCAUGUAUUUAGGGGACAUUGUGCGCAGAGUAUUGCUCAAGAUGGCUGAAGAAGCUGACUUUUUUGGUGAUGUUGUCCCGCCAAAACUGAAAAUUCCGUUUGUACUAAGGACUCCUGUCAUGUCUGCCAUGCAUCAUGACUCAUCUCCGGAUCUGAAAGUGGUCGGGAACAAACUCAAGGACAUCCUUGAGAUCUCCAACACCUCAUUGAAAAUGAGAAGGGUUGUCGUGGCGCUAUGUGACAUAGUUUCCACUCGUGGGGCUCGCCUUUCUGCUGCUGGGAUCUUGGGGGUGCUUAAGAAGUUAGGUAGAGACACAGUUAAGGAUGGAGAGAAGCAAAAAUCGGUGGUAGCACUGGAUGGCGGUUUGUAUGAGCACUACACUGAAUUCCGCACCAGCAUGGAGGGUACUCUCAAGGAGUUGUUGGGCGACGAAGUUGCUGAGCACAUUUCUAUCGAGCUCUCAAGCGACGGCUCCGGAAUUGGAGCUGCCCUCCUAGCAGCCUCUCACUCCCAAUACCUUGAGGUAGAGGAGUCAUAAAAUGGUCAAGACCAGGGUAGAUGAAUGAAGUGUGACAUUCUCAAUUUUUGUGUAUUUUCGUUUCCCCUUAUCUUCCCACUAUUUCCUUUGGAUCAAUUCAUGUUAUUCUUAGCUCCUAGUUUGGAAGAUCUUGCACCCCAUCCGUAAUUUAUGAACCUUUAGAGCCGGUAAUUGGCGUAGGAUCAUAAUCGGCAGUUGGAGUAGGCAAUCGGCUAGGCUUUCUUGCUGCAGCCCAUUGUUUCGUUCUGCGGAUGUUUAAGCGUUGUGUUGUUGAUCAAUUUAUAAGCUUAUUUCUCCCGGAUUACUUAAUAAAGUAGGGGAUGUAAACUGUAAGUAUGUACUUUUUGCGGAACAUUCUCUCAUCUCUGUUGCAAAUAAUACAGGUUUUUCGGGCCA
Messenger RNA from Malus domestica (apple), 2123 nucleotides. Its product is annotated as hexokinase-2-like. The record is from RefSeq and is a predicted model, not a curated record. Gene Ontology annotation, cellular component: mitochondrion; cytosol. NCBI's taxonomy places the organism in Eukaryota, Viridiplantae, Streptophyta, Magnoliopsida, Rosales, Rosaceae. Gene Ontology annotation, biological process: glycolytic process; carbohydrate phosphorylation; intracellular glucose homeostasis. Gene Ontology annotation, molecular function: glucokinase activity; D-glucose binding; ATP binding.